AUGUCGGUUGUAUACAUUGGCCUUGGGCAAUUCAUGGGUGAGGUCGAUGGCAAAGCGGACAUCACCGGAGCGAAUCAGUCUCUGGAUUGGACUCUCGUCUGUCGGAUUAUCCUCGGAUUUCAUCUCAUGCUUGAUCUGAUCAAUCACGGUGGACAUCUGCGUGUCGUAGUCGUAGUCUACCCCGCAUCCCGGCACAAUCGAGGUCAAGUUCCAAUCGCGUGGAUCGGAUGGAAGAUCGCUGGCGAGCACCUUGCGUUGAUCUUCAACUCAUGGGUAGGAAAAGAUGGACCGCGCAACUUCCCACUUGAUGAUAUGAUUGUCAAGCUGGGCGGGUUCUUUUUCAAUGUCACUGUCAAAGUAUUGUGUAACGGCUUCCGGAUUAACACCUCCUGA
Molecule: messenger RNA, 393 nt
Organism: Puccinia graminis f. sp. tritici CRL 75-36-700-3
Lineage: Eukaryota; Fungi; Basidiomycota; Pucciniomycetes; Pucciniales; Pucciniaceae
Exons: 2
Coding region: 1-393 (130 amino acids)
Source: RefSeq, a predicted model, not a curated record